Molecule: messenger RNA, 3104 nt
Organism: Lepisosteus oculatus (spotted gar)
Lineage: Eukaryota; Metazoa; Chordata; Actinopteri; Semionotiformes; Lepisosteidae
Gene: cactin
Product: cactin
Biological process (GO): negative regulation of innate immune response; mRNA cis splicing, via spliceosome
Cellular component (GO): spliceosomal complex; cytoplasm
Molecular function (GO): protein binding
Source: RefSeq, a predicted model, not a curated record
GACUAUAACCUAUACCAUAUUCAAAUCUCUCGAGUAUCACACUAGCGCGACGGGUACCGAGACAAGACCGAGGCUGUCGAGAAGGGCUGUCUACAGUUUCGCCUAACUUAAAAUUGAAGCGUAGAAAAACAACAGUGCUUUUAAAAUUUAAUUCACAACUUACUUUACAGUAAUGUUUCCGUAUAAUGGCCAGUUAUUUCGUUUAUUUCUUUGAAAACGUCAACAAACUGUAAAUUUCUCCUUUAAAGCGUCUGACUCAGACAGACUAUUUAUGCGACGCGUAACCGCAAGGACCCGUAAUCGUGAGAUACAAUCGACAUGGGAUCGAAGUCUCGCCACCGGUCUAGGUCGGGGUCUCGGACCCGAGUUCGGGAUCGGUACCAGACCCGCCGAAGCAGGAGUCGUUCCCCCGAGAGGAGGAGAGUCCGGACUCGCAGCAGGUCGGGCUCGAAGCGGCGAGGCGGGUCGGAAAUCAAGGUGGCGUCGAGGCGGGCCCGGUCUGCCUCCCGCAGGAGCAGAGAAAGGUCUCGGAGCGUCUCUGGUUCUGGACGGUCCUCCCGAUCCAGAUCCGGCUCCAGCAGCGAGGGAAGAGGCCGUCGGGAGAGCAGCGGAUCAACAGCCAGGGACAGAUCAAGCUCCGGCUCCAGGGGAGCGAGAGAGGGGAGAAGGAGGAAGAAGAAGGAGAAGAAGGGACCCAGGCAGAGGGAGAGGAGCAGCUCCUCGUCCUCGGAGCGGGACUCCGGGCGGAGCAGGGAGAUGGGGAGAGGGGGGAGCCCGGGCCGGGGGAGCAGGGAGAUGGGGAGAGGGGGGAGCCCGGGCCGGGGGAGCAGGGAGAUGGGGAGAGGGGGGAGCCCGGGCCGGGGGAGCAGGGAGAGGGACAGGGGCCAGCGCUCUCUCUCCCGCUCGUCUGUCUCCUCGCUCUCCUCGGGGUCCCCCGAGCGCCAGGGCGCCGGGGCGGCAGCGCAGGAGCACCGGGAAGUCCGGGAGGAGCGCAGGAAGCAGAGGGAAAUGAUGAAGGCGCUGGAGACGCCGGAGGAGAAGAGAGCCCGCCGCCUGGCCAAGAAGGAGGCCAAGGAGAGGAAGAAGAGAGAGAAGAUGGGCUGGAGUGAGGAGUACAUGGGCUACACCAACGCAGACAACCCCUUCGGAGACAACAACCUGCUCGGCACCUUCAAGUGGCAGAAGGCCCUGGAGAAGAAAGGGAUUGGUCACCUGGGAGAGAAGGAACUGAAGGAGAGAAACAAGCGCAUCCAGGAGGAAAACAGGAGGGAACUGCAGAAGGUGAAGCAGCUCCGUCUGGAGCGCGAGCGGGAGAAGGCCAUGCGGGAGCAGGAGCUGGAGAUGCUGCAGCGGGAGAAGGAGGCGGAGCAUUUCAAGACCUGGGCGGAGCAAGAGGACAACUUCCAUCUGCAGCAGGCCAAGCUGCGCUCGAAGAUUCGGAUCCGGGACGGGCGCGCCAAGCCCAUCGACCUGCUGGCCAAGUACAUCAGCGCCGAGGACGACGACCUGGCCGUGGAGAUGCACGAGCCCUACACCUUCCUGAACGGGCUGACGGUCAGCGACAUGGACGACCUCCUGGAGGACAUCAAGGUGUACAUGGAGCUGGAGCAGGGCAAGAAUGUGGACUUCUGGCGCGACAUGACGAUCAUCACGGAGGACGAGAUCAGCAAGCUGCGCAAACUGGAGGCGUCGGGCAAGGGCCCGGGCGACCGCCGUGAGGGCAUCAACGUGUCCGUGAGCGCGGACGUGCAGAGCGUGUUCAAGGGCAAAACCUUCAGCCAGCUGCAGGCGCUGCAGAUGAACAUCGAGAGCAAGAUCGCGGCUGGGGGCUCCAACCUCGACAUCGGCUACUGGGAGAGCCUGCUGCAGCAGGUCAGGGUAUACAUGGCCAGAGCGCGCCUGAGAGAGAGGCACCAGGAGGUCCUGAGGCAGAAGCUGUACAAGCUGAAGCAGGAGCAGGGUGUGGAGAGCGAGCCGCUCUUCCCCAUUGUGAAGCAGGAGCUGCCUUCCCCCGAGCCAGCGACCCCAGGCGAGGCCGGUGGUGCAGAGGAACCUGGGAACACAGCCUCCUGCUCCUCUCCCUCCGGGCCGAGGGAGGAGGGAGGUGAGGCAGGCAGGUCAGAGUCAGGGGAGGAGGGCGAAGCGGGCGAGGCCAGGCCAGCCGGCGAAGCCGUGCUGACAGAAGAGGAUUUGAUCCAGCAGAGCCUGGCGGAGUAUGACUCUGGACGUUACAGCCCCCGCCUCCUGAACCAGACUGACCUACCCCUGGACACCCACACCAUGGACCCUGAGGAGGACCUCCAGAGGCUGAGACAGGCACGCACACAGCUGCGGGUCACAGGCGAUGCCAACGAGAGCGCGGAGGACGCGUUUGUGCGGCGCGCGCGGGAGGGAAUGGGCGGAGACGAGGCGCAGUUCAGCGUGGAGAUGCCGCUGACGGGCAAGAUGUACCUGUGGGCCGACAAGUACCGUCCGCGCAAGCCGCGCUUCUUCAACCGCGUGCACACGGGCUUCGAGUGGAACAAGUACAACCAGACGCACUACGACUUCGACAACCCGCCGCCCAAGAUCGUGCAGGGCUACAAGUUCAACAUCUUCUACCCCGACCUCAUCGACAAGCGCUCCACGCCCCAGUACUUCCUGGAGCCCUGUGCCGACAACAAGGACUUUGGCGUGCUGCGGUUCCAUGCUGGGCCGCCCUACGAGGACAUCGCCUUCAAGAUCGUGAACCGCGAGUGGGAGUACUCUCACCGGCACGGCUUCCGCUGCCAGUUCGCCAACGGCAUCUUCCAGCUGUGGUUCCACUUUAAGAGAUACCGGUAUCGCCGAUAAAGAGACCAGCAGAAGCGCACCUGCAGUGUGGACUGUGCAGGGCGAGGGCGGCGGGAUGCUGGUGUGAUGGCCACUGGAGUUUCAGUGGAGCUUGCAGUUCGGGUAUAGUUUAGCCAACUUAAGGCGUGAAUUAUUAUUAAAUACUGUGACUUCAACAGGAAUAAAGAAAUUGUCUACUUUUGAAAAUCUUGUAACCAUUCAUUGGUAGGGACCAGUAUAACUCCCACCUUGGUCAUUUUGAGUUUUUUUUAAUAAAGUCUUUUUAAAAGUGA